Messenger RNA from Haliotis rufescens (red abalone), 1143 nucleotides. Its product is annotated as beta-1,3-galactosyltransferase 5-like. Bases 1 to 1080 code for a protein of 359 amino acids. Gene Ontology annotation, cellular component: membrane. NCBI's taxonomy places the organism in Eukaryota, Metazoa, Mollusca, Gastropoda, Lepetellida, Haliotidae. The transcript has a single exon. Gene Ontology annotation, molecular function: hexosyltransferase activity. The record is from RefSeq and is a predicted model, not a curated record.
AUGGUUUUGACCAGAGCUAUGCUGAGAAGGAGCUUUCGUUGGUCAUUGCUUGUGUGGCUAAGUGUCAAAGUGGCUUAUGAUUUCUAUGCUUGGAAUAGAGUUUCCAACAAGGAACUGAUGCUACAAAUGGAACACCACGUUUAUAGUCAUACACUCAAACAUGUGGAUUUCCCCGUACAGGAAAAGGUUAGAUCACCAUCAGUUAGAAGCACUGACAUUGUGAGUACAGGAUGUGAGGAUAUUUGUCGAGAUAAACGGCAAAUAGAUCUGUUGUACAUUGUUCACUCUGCACCUCAGAAUUUUAAUUUUCGGACAAACAUACGAAAAACCUUUGCAAAUCAAACAUUCUUUCCGCACAAUGAAAUACGAAUAGUUUUCCUUCUUGGGAAACCGGAGAAUGAACAGACGCAGUCCGAUAUAUUGCUGGAGCAGACGACACACUGUGAUAUCGUUCAAGGAUCGUUUCACGACUCGUAUCGUAAUCUUACCCUCAAGGCUGUGUCGGGCCUGAAGUGGGUCAGUGAAAACUGCCCAAAUGUUUCAUUUGUAGUAAAGAUAGACGAUGAUGCCUUUGUACAAACGUUCAGUAUAUUAGAACAAUAUUUACCUCGCUAUGAGAAGGGUAAGAGGUUGAUAUUUUGCAACGUGUGGAAAGAGGGUUUCAUGACCAUUCGCAGACGAGGAAAAUGGAAGGUAGCAGACGAUCAAAUGAAAGGAUACUACACGUUUCCGUGGAAAUACUGCAGCGGUUUUGUCGUGAUGAUGACUGGAGACCUAUUGCCAUUGUUGUACAAAGCUUCACUUGCAGUGCCCAUACUGUGGGUGGACGAUGUAUACUUGACAGGGAUAUUAGUGUCCAGGAUUAAAGAUGUGAAGUUCGUCAACGUGGAUCUGAAUGUGCACAGCUCGUUAAAGGCGCCGGUGAUCCAAAAGUGUUUCAGUCGUCCCAAUUGUCGGCUUCUCUUUGGUGGAUCGAAAUCUCUUAAUUUGGAUGAACUCUGGCAAAUGGUUUUGCAGAAUCGCAAUGAACACUACAGGAGAAAAACACAGUACAACCGUUUGUCCUUCAAAAGGGUCUAAUUACAAAUGUACAACUAAGAUGUGGGUGCAGUGCAUACGCAUCAAAAUCUGACAUAUUUUACA